Messenger RNA from Nezara viridula (southern green stink bug), 300 nucleotides. The record is from the annotation of a GenBank genome assembly. Lineage: Eukaryota; Metazoa; Arthropoda; Insecta; Hemiptera; Pentatomidae.
AUGAAUCUCCAUAUCUCCUUGGACCAGAAUGGCGGUGUACUCCACCUCUACCCCUGUACAAUAGCCUCAGCCUACGAUAUCGAUGAGCAGGAUAUUGGAUGGAAGGAUAGAACAGGAGAAGACGGGAGGGAAGAGGAGCCAUCUUUAGACAGGCGCAGAAGCCCUACUCAAUAUAACACUAAUAGCACCCCAUUUAGGCUAACUGCCCGGUCGAUACCCGUCUUCGGGCCCCUCCAGGAUCUACUGGGCAGCCUUCUUGAUGUAGCCAUUGUGGAAGAGGCAUCAAACUACAGAACAUAG